AUGACAUACCUCUCUGUUCCCAUAUGUUCCUCUCUUCGAUCUAACCCGCUGUUCCUGAUGUUCUGCCUCCAGUGGAUAUUGCCGCUAUUGUUUCUACCCAAGCCAUCCAAUCCAGCAACUUGUGUUCACCACACCAUAUACGUCCUCUUGUUCCUGAUAUGUUUUUUUCUAGAACGCAGGCCAUGCGGUGUGUGUGCUUUGUUACUUUUUGUGUUCAUUUUACUUCCAUGUUCCAGCUCUCUGGACACUCUGUGCCUAUUUACCAUGUGUGUCAGCAAACAAUCGCUUGACUGA
Dicrocoelium dendriticum is the source of this 294-nucleotide messenger RNA. The record is from the annotation of a GenBank genome assembly. NCBI's taxonomy places the organism in Eukaryota, Metazoa, Platyhelminthes, Trematoda, Plagiorchiida, Dicrocoeliidae.